CCCACCACCCACCAACCACUGCCCGCCUCUCCAAACACCACCUCCGCCUCCACCACCACCACAACUCUCUCUCUCUCGCUCUCACACACAUACCACCUACAACACACUUCCACACCCACCACCAACCACCCGCCGCCUGCCUUGCCGACCCUCCUACUCGACAAGAAACGCCGAAUGUCAUUCCUUCUUCCUUCUCUCUAAUUCUCUCCUCUAAUUCCCUUCAUCGCCGUCACCGAGGAUAUACUACUUCCACCACGACUCUCAACUAUACACUACCACUACCACUAAACACACCGACACUCUGCGAUCCUCGCUCACCCGCUCCAACAACCCACGGCCCUUUCAUCCCUUCAGCAACAGCAAUUAGAAGCGUCUCUUCGCGCGCGCAUUCACGUCCCUCCUUCAACAACUAGACGCCCUCUCGACGGACGGCGCUUGUUACAAAAACUUGCCUUUCUUGUUUUCGCAUCUUGUUCGUCGGUCUUACUUGCGCUGUGCGUAAUUCUACCCUCGAACCCAACCUUUUGUCAACUUCAACUUCUCUACGAAGAAUUCCAACUCGUGUCAGACCAGACGAGACGGAUACUGCUGGGACUUAAUUGGACCCCGAAUCGUGCUGUUGCUUCGAAUCUUAUUAAUAUCGCCCUUCACACAACCGCAAUCGGAUUGCGCACCCGACACGACUCUACCUACACGACCCUACAACAACAUCUUCCAUACCUGCUGCUGCGCGACCCAGUACUUGCCAUUUUGCACACAUCACUCCGCGGCUGCGCGCUGCUGUAAUCAUACCCGGAGGACCCCUUGCUUCAUUUCAUCCACGUUUGCUUCGCCUUCCCAAACGCGCCUGCUUCACCCCCAAGCAACAGCCGGGGCGCAUCAACACCCGCUCCCGUUUGAGCACCACGCCCGCGCCCGUCGCAGCCACUCUGUUUGCCGAGCAUGCCCGUUGCAGCUGGUCCGCAGGCAUACCACAGCCAACAACUGCCCUCCUUCAUGUCCGUCUACAGCUGCAAUGCCCCUAACAUGGACAGCACCGUCUUCGUGGAUUCCCCGCAGCAGCAAUCACAGGUAGCAGACGCUGCCGCAUCACCACAAUCACCGCGGGAAGACGACAGCGCGACUGCGAGCCCCGCCGCGCUAGAACCGGAAUUACAGCAUAAGCACCGCGACAGCACGUCGACGCAGGCUUCUGAGUCGACGGAUUCUUCGCCUACUACUACUAUUUCCACCGCCGACUCGUCGGCCCUCACAGACCCGUCGCCCAGCUCGUCGCCGGAGUCACCAGUCAUCAUCCUCCCCCUCUCCUCCUUCUCCUCCAAGGGCUUCGGAAUCCACUCCCUCGACGACCUAACCAUGUCCGACAACCCCAUAAUAAUCCGCGACCCCUUCGACCGCCCCAUGACCUCUCCUUCGCCCCGGAAACCACGAAACGCAAAGGGCCUAGCAUUGAAGCUCGGCUCGCUCGAUCCGCUCGUCCAGGUAUCCGCCCCAGCAUCACCUAUGGCCUUCGUCAAGCCGCCGCUGCCGAAACCGAGGAAGAAGCCGAGCAACCUCAGCUUGCAGACGUCGUCGAAUUUCGCGGGGAAUACACUGGCCCUACCUUCGCUCUCCCUGGAGCCGCCGCCGACGCCCGCGGGACUGAGGGUGACGACGCUGCAUCACGCGGCGUCGACGUCGGAUAUGGGUAUGUUCAGCCCGGAUCUGAGGAGUAGCAUGGCUGGGCCCCAGGGCGGGAUGAGGUUACCUGGCUUUGAGCGCUCGCAGAUUUCGGGGCUGUCAAAUGCAUUCCGCAAACCGACGCCGAUUCUAGAAUCGAGGGCCACUGGGGGGCAGCAGCACAAGAUCGAGGAGAUCUCGCCGAUCCGGACGCAGCUUGCGACGAGGUCGGGGGGGGAUAUUGGGGGGGAUACUUUUGAUUGUGCCGCGAAUGAGGAUGUCAAGUCGCCGGGUUAUCCGGAUGGGCCGAUUGCGAUUUAUGAGCCGUAUGUCUUCCUCUACCUCGAGCCGAGCGCGGAGGAGGCGGCGGAGUUUGAUGUGGUCAUGAAUGUGGCGUCUGAAGUCAAGAAUCCGUUUAAAGCCAAGCAGGCGUUGGAAGAAGCUAAGAGUCAGGUUGCUGCGGAGCCGUUGAAGUCGUUCGACGCAAUGGACAUCGAUCGCGACAGUCCUCCCAUGACGGGGGCAUCAAUGGCCACCUUCACCACCGCCUUUGAAGUCCAACCCCUCGACUCCUCAACCCCAACCGAGACAUCCCCGACAACGCCCAAACCAUUAUCCAAAGAACCGGAAUACAUCCACAUCCCCUGGGAGCACAACACCGACAUCUCCAAAGACCUGCUCGCCCUGUGCGAAACCAUCGACAACCGCGUCACCCACGGCAAGAAGGUGCUCAUCCACUGCCAGCAGGGCGCCAGCCGCUCCGCUUCCCUCAUUAUCGCGUACGGCAUGUAUCGCAACCCCUCUCUCACCGUCGACGCGGCGUACAACGCUGCCCAGGCGAAGAGUAAAUACGUCAGCCCCAACAUCAGCCUCAUGUACGCCCUCCAAGACUUCCGCAAAACCCUGCAAGCGCGACAGAACUCCAAGAUGGGCAGAAGUCCAAAUAAACACCGCAUGGCCCUAUCCGUCGACGAGAUCGACUUCAACGGCGGGGGAAGCAAUAAGGAGAGCCCGAGAACGGCGCCACUGCCGUCGGAUCCGAGUAGUCGCAGUUCCCCAACCAUCGGGACGCCGCCGCACGUGAGGGGGAACUCGACGCCGGAUCUGAGGGGCUUGUCGCCGGGGCCGUCGUCGGCGCCGUCGUUUACGUGGCCCGAGGGAGACCCGAAGAGUAUGUUACCGGCUGGUCCGUUAUCUGAUUCGGGGGCGAGACCAAGGGUUUUUGGGUUUGGGGAUUAUAGGGGGGGGAGUCUUGCACCGCCUACGCUUGCGCCUCCGCCGGCAGUGGUGGCGAAGAUUGCUCCUCCAGUUGUAGCCGCUCCACCUCAACCAGCGAUGGUGGAGGAAUCGGUGGUGAAGCAAACACAACAGCACCACUCCACCCCCUCCGACCUCCCGGCGCCCACCUUCCCAACCCGCUACUCCAGCAUCCCACACCACCCACAAACUCCCCUCGAUACACCACCCAACUCCCAACCCGCCUCCCCGCCAACACUAAAAGGCUUCGCAGCCCACCGCGACGAACACACCGCUAAGCGCAAGGCUGCGCCGUCACUUACCUUCAAGCCCGCCCAUCCGCUGCGCGCAGCACCUUCUCUUCCAAACUUUGGCAGGGUAGCGCAGCCAACCUAUCCGCCCCCCGCCAUCCCAUCGCCGACGCUGUGGUCGCCGCGUCUACCGGAGGCGCCGGUGGUGGAGGCGGCGCUUUGGUCGCCGAGGUUACCUGCUUCGAGCUUCCAACUCCCCACCCUGUCUGCUGCUGCUCCGUUGCCGAGUUUCUUCGAACCCCAACAAUUACAACCGCAGCCAUUCUCCUUCACCGCGCACCAACGACCUAAAACCGCUAUCGCGAACAAUAUCACAGCCGUGCCUCCACCCUUCCACCACACUCUCCCCACCCUCCACACAAUCCAAACAGACAACACCACCCCACCACCACCCACCCUCAUGUCCCCCACAGUAGGAGACUUCGGCAUCCAACCCUUCGCGGAGGUGUAUGAGGCGGACCCCGGGAUGGAGAGGUUGCAGCGGGAACCGGGGUUUAGGAAGAAGAAGAGUGCGGUUUUUGUUAAGGGGGGGAUGGGGGAGAAAGGGUUACCGCCGAUACCGGGGAUGGUGAAUGUGGGGGGGUUUGGGAGUUUGGGGGGGAUGUUGGGGGGAGGGAGGGAGGAAAAGGAGAGGGAAGAGGUGAUUGUGGAUCCGAGGAGUCCGGGGGUGGGGAGCUGGGGGGAGGGGGUGGUGAGGAGUAUUGAUGAUAUUCUUUAACCACCUUUCCCUCUCUCCCCUUCUCCCUACCUCCUCCCUCUUUUCCCGCACCUUGAGGUCUGGGGAGAUAAGACGGGAUAUACCGCCCUGACAAAACGGUCACGGCGGUGCAACAACAAAAAGGGGGAUGGUGAGAAUAGUGCUAUCCCCCCAGGUCUUUUGAGGGGGUAGUGGAUUUGGAUUGGAAAUUCCGUCUACUACCACACCCCCCGUUAAAAGAGAUUUAAAGGCGAAAAUCUUGUUCGGCGUUGCGUGUGUGAACGCAGGCGGCUCAAGGGUGGAUCCAUUCGUUUUUUUAGCAUGAGCGCGGCGUUUUUUCUCUUUUUUUGUUUCAUUUGUUAUUGGGUGUGUGUGGGAAAUAAGGAAUGGAUAGGGGUAUUGGGUAUUGGUUAUUGGUUAUUCGGAAAGAGGAGGGGGGAGGGAAAAGGGGGUUGUAUAUUUUUAGGAGUGUGUGGAAAGGGAG
This is a messenger RNA of Pseudogymnoascus verrucosus, 4387 nucleotides long. RefSeq lists its product as uncharacterized. Gene Ontology annotation, molecular function: MAP kinase tyrosine/serine/threonine phosphatase activity; protein tyrosine/threonine phosphatase activity. Gene Ontology annotation, cellular component: cytosol; nucleus; cytoplasm. Gene Ontology annotation, biological process: protein dephosphorylation; negative regulation of MAPK cascade. The coding region runs from base 943 to 3924 and encodes 993 amino acids. The record is from RefSeq and is a predicted model, not a curated record. Lineage: Eukaryota; Fungi; Ascomycota; Leotiomycetes; Thelebolales; Thelebolaceae. The transcript has a single exon.